AUGUGGUUAGCUCUUUUUUUAGCUAUUUUGCCUGCUAUUUCUCUGAACAUUCAAAAAGUAGCAAUAAUUACCGAGGUGGGAACGAAAAUAGACAAGAGUCUGCUGGGCAAGGUGUUGCCCGACCGAGCAAAUUCAAGCAGUUCUUUAUUUAAAGAUCCCGUUAAUGAACAUGCUGCAUCAUUUUUUGCUAUAAUUUCCUUCAAACCGGAAGAAAUUGCCUUAAUUAACCUUCCCGAGGAUAAAGGAGCUAUAGAAACUACACUAGAUUUAGCAUCUGAAUUUCUUCCUGGGAGUAAACUUUUGCUUAAAGCAGGCAAAAAGUUUGCGACUGCGGUGGGUAAAACGGCGGGCGGCUUGGCAAAAGGGGUUGGUAUGGUUAAAGAUUUAGCUGCCGAUAUCAGUUUAGGAAAUUUGUCUACUAGUGUCGGUAAUCUGAAAGACGGUUUAGCCCAAGCCCAAGGCGAAAUCGAAUCUAAAAGUCAAGAACUCACGGAAAAUAUCCACCAGUUGCGGGCUGAACUGGAAAGGCAAAAGGAAGAUUUAGCAAAUCAACUCAAGAGCCAAGAAAGUCGUUUAGAAACUCGUUUGGUCGAUGAAAUUCGCCAACAAGAAGCCAAAAUCACCCAACUCCAAGCUGAAACCAAAAAGCAGUUGGUUGAGGAACAAAAAAAACUUUUAGAAGCAGCCAUUCAGAAACUCGAAGCAGCUCAGCAAAAUAUUAACCGAACAACGCAAGGUCAAAUCCAAGCCACCGAGGCCAAGUUGGCUGAGUUUAAUCAAGAACUAGACCGGGUAAAAGACGAACAAAAGGAAGAGAUGGAAAACAUUAAGCAGGAAGUUAAUCAACGAAUGGACCAGCUAGAAGGAAAAACUGAGCAAGCUUUACAAUUAGCUCAGCAAACUAGCCAAAGAGUAGAGGCGUUAGCCGCACAGAUGGCCAAAACUCAGGAUAAAGUGGCAAAAUUAGAAAAGCAAGUGCAACAAAAUCAACAAGCUAUCCAACAAGCCCGGGAAGAAGUGCAACGAACUAACCAACGAUUAGACGAUUUCAUCAAGAGGCAAGAAUUAAUGGAUUUCUCCGCUCAGCAACUAGUUUUUGAUAAAAUCCAAAAAACUCUGGCUAACAAAGCGGAAGAAGCCAAGUUGCUCGCAACUUUAAACUUACUAGAAGAAACUAAGAGUUUGCUCCCAGAGGAAGAAAUUCCGGUUGCCGGAGCCAAAACUGCCAACCAACCCGUUAUCUCGCUUUUACAAAGUCUAAUUUCCGCUCUCGAGGGACAAGAGUCA
Molecule: messenger RNA, 1287 nt
Organism: Racocetra persica
Lineage: Eukaryota; Fungi; Glomeromycota; Glomeromycetes; Diversisporales; Gigasporaceae
Source: the annotation of a GenBank genome assembly